Messenger RNA from Cryptosporidium muris RN66, 2352 nucleotides. RefSeq lists its product as uncharacterized. The transcript has a single exon. NCBI's taxonomy places the organism in Eukaryota, Apicomplexa, Conoidasida, Eucoccidiorida, Cryptosporidiidae. Bases 1 to 2352 code for a protein of 783 amino acids. The record is from RefSeq and is a predicted model, not a curated record.
AUGCGAAAAUCGCGAAUAUUUGUUCAUAAAAUAUUUUUUCUAAUAAUAUUCACAGUUUUUUUUAAUAGUUAUUGUAGAAACAUAUAUGAAAUACCGAUCUCUUUUUUACAAAUUUCUACAAGUUCAUAUAUAAAGGAAACUUUACAUGGUAGAGAAAAAAAUAAAUUAGGAGAAGAUGAUACAGAUUAUAGAAGGGAAGAUAGUGGAGUUAAUGAUGAUAGAAAAGUAUACAAAGAAACGAAGAACACAAAUGAGUUACAAUCUCCGCAAUUAGGUGGUGAUGUUCAUGAUAAAGGAAAUGAUAAUACUGAUAGUACUAAGGAAACAUUAGCUAAUAAUUAUAUAGAUAUUGAUAUUGAGAAAAGUGAUCCAUUUGCUAGUAGUUUAAUAGCUGAUUUAGAAGCUGUGGAUUUUUGUAGUGAUUUGUAUUUUGGUAUGAUAAAAAAAAUAAUUGGAAUUCUAAGGGGAUCUGAAAUAGUAACCCUUGCAAAAUUAGCAUUUCUUAGAUUUCAUAAAAGUGAAAAGUAUGAUCAAACAAAUGUAAAAUUAAAACAGUUACAAAAAUUAAUUAAACAAUAUACUUCAUUACUACAUAAAUGUAUAUAUAUUUUUGUAGAUGAUAGAAUUCAGAAUAUUACUAGUAAUAAGACGAAACCACAAGAGUGUAGUUUGGAGGAAUUUAAAGAAAAAUUGACUGAGUCUCAAUUACUUGAAGCUGAAAUUAGUAUAACUGAAAUAUCUAUACAUAGGGUACUUGUUCAUCGUAAUAAUAAAUUUUGUACUGGAUAUGAUUAUAAAAAGAAAAUGUUUUGUGAGCAGUGUAUUGAAUUAGAUAUUAGAGAGAAUAAGUCUAAAAGAAAGCUUGAUUCAUUAAAGGAAGAAUAUCAAAAAGUGGUAGAUUUUGUUUCAGCUUGUGAAAAUCACUUAUUUCAAGAGAAAAUGAAAAAGUCUGGUGGUUUGGAUAGUCUAUUUCGUUAUAAAAGUAGUUUAGGUUUUAAUUCUGGUUUAAAGCCUGAUAAAAAGUAUGAGGAGUCAAAUAAUGGGAGGGAUUUAGAUAAAACUGUACCUAGAAAAAGAAUACCAUAUCCUGGUGAGAAAGAAUCAAAAGAUUUUUAUACAUGUAUAUUAGCUAUUAAAGAUAAUAAACAAAUACAAAAAGCUUAUAAUUCAAAAUUUCUUAAUAAUAUGAAUACACAUUCACCUGGGAAUACUCCUGAGAAUUAUAGAAUAUACCAUUCUAAUUCUGAAGGUCAUAAACCUAACAGUAGUUCAUAUUAUAGUACUCAUAGUCCAAUUUAUCCUAAGAGGAUACCAUAUCCUGGUGAGCAAAGUUCAAAAUAUAGUUUUUCACACAGAACACCUCUUUCUAACUUCAAAUCAAAAUUUUUAAAAUCUAGUGGAGCUAUAAUUCCUAGAUCUAAAGAUAUUUUAGGUUAUACUCAAAGCCAGUUAGAUUAUAAAGAUAAAAAAAUCGAUACUCCAUAUACUAGUGUCGAUUCAAUUAAUGGCAGGGGUAUAGUAGAAUCUACUAAGGAUAUGAAGCCUAGUACAAGUAAAAUUUCAAAGUCUGACAGUUCAGUUUAUCAUGAAUCUAAGUCAGGUUUUGUUGAAAAAGAAUAUAAAGAUAAUAAAUUAGAUGUUCCUGAAAGUUCUGAUAGUUCUGACAGUUCUAGACAAAUUUCAAGUAAUUUUGAUAAAAUUAGUUUGUAUAGUGGAAUCAAACAUGCUGAUCAAAUAAAAACAGAUUUGUUUUAUAAAGGUUUUUUACAAUUUACUCCAGAACCUCCAAAAUAUAUUGCAAGAGAACCUCCAAAAUAUAGUCCAAAUGAACAUUUUAAUUCUAAAAAUGAAAACACUAAAGGUAAUUUAUAUUGUAUCAAAGAUAAUCCAAGUUGUAAAAAAGAUUUUCUAAUUGCUCAGCAGCGGCUUUCAAAAAUUAAUAUUCAGACUAAAAAAGUUCAUAGGGGUAAUCUUAAAGAACAUCACCCGAAUAAAAAUUCAAUAUCUACUAAAUCUUCUAUAGCAUGUUCUCUUAAACUUCACUCAGAUCCUAGAAAUAGAAUAUCUGAUACUGGUUCAGAAAAAGUGACUAGUUUAGAUUACAACACAAAACCGGAUCUUGGCAAUAAUUCAAACUAUAAUUUUAGAUAUGAAUUUCCAACCAAAUUAUCUGUUUCAAGUACUAGUAAAAUUCCAAAAUCUAGUAAUAAAAUAACAGCUUUUGAUAGUGAUAAUAGUUCUGAUGUGAAAGAUCCUACUCAAAUUCCAAAAGGAAUACUAAAGAAAAGUGAAGGUAAACCAAAACAUCACAAAAGUGUAAGGUUUAAAGAUAAGAAAAAUUUAGAAUAUUAA